GUGAACUUGAUCUAUUUACUGUUGUCAACUCUAUAUAAAUCUAUGUCAGUUAAUUUACUCUUAAUGAUCGAGCGUGAAAAUCUGCAUGAUUUUACAAGACGAUUUUUUGUUUGUGAAGAAAAUUUAACUCCUAGUUGAUGGAUUAUUUAGUUGUUGAAAAUUCUGUUAAUAAUUUAGGAUUUUGUGUUUUAAGAGGAUUUGUUUGUGAUUGAAAACUUUAAAUUUUUGAUCUGAAAGGGAGGAUGCUUUAGUAAAUUUUCCAUUUGUAACAGGACAAAGUUUUGCCAACAAAAUUGAAGGCCAUGGUAAUAUCAGGAGUGAUACUAAAGUCGUUGGCCGCAGUCUCUCUUGCCUCCAGUAGCUAUGUGUCUGGAGCUCUACCUCGAUGGCUUGGUCUCGGACAAGCUUGCGGUCAGUCUCUACUGCUGUCGCUGGUGCUGUGUUUUGGCGGAGGAGUUCUUUUUGCCACCUCCAUUAUUCAUGUGCUGCCGGAAGCAAGAUCAGAACUUCCUGACGAAGCCGACUCUAUUUUCUGUCUAGGAUUUGUUCUCCUCUAUGUAAUCGAUGAACUGAUAAAGCUCUGCGAAGGAGAGGAAAAGAGCAAUUGUAAAUUGGAAGUGGAAGGGCUUCUGGACAGGACCAUUCAUCACAGAUAUGGAAGUGUUUGUGAACAUGAACAUCAAGAAAAUCAAGAUGAAGAACUAGCACGAGAGGAACCUGAGAUGACCGUUAAAGUUGAUACAAAGAAAAACAACAGAAUUGGCCUACUAGUGGCGUUCUCGGUACAUUCUAUCAUCGAGGGCUUAGUGAUUGGCGUGCAGCCCGUCCCUGCCAAGGUGUUGCUUCUCCUGGGCGCAGUGUCUUCUCACAAGCUGGUGGUUGCAUUCUGUCUAGGAGCAGAGUUGGCAAGCGAUGGGAGAUCGUUUUUAUCACUCAGCCGGUCUAUGUUGAUCUAUUCACUCUGUCCUAGGUGUUGCUUCUCCUGGGCGCAGUGUCUUCUCACAAGCUGGUGGUUGCAUUCUGUGUUGCUUCUCCUGGGCGCAGUGUCUUCUCACAAGCUGGUGGUUGCAUUCUGUCUAGGAGCAGAGUUGGCAAGCGAUGGGAGAUCGUUUUUAUCACUCAGCCGGUCUAUGUUGAUCUAUUCGCUCGGCUCGUCUUUGGGCAUUGUUCUGGGAAUGCUCAUUGACCAGAAGAAGAGUAAGAGCAAAGUUUCCAUCCCAGUUUUGCAGGCUCUAGCCGCAGGCUCGCUACUCUAUGUCACAGUUAGUGAGGUGUUACCUAGAGAGCGCUCCAGAUGGGAACAUCAGUCUCGGCCUUACGCUGGCCUCGCACAACUCAUUUCCUUCUCUCUCGGCUUCUUAGUAAUAUUGUCUCUCGUUGUAUUUACUUGAAAUGUAUAAUAAAUUUUGUA
Molecule: messenger RNA, 1411 nt
Organism: Macrosteles quadrilineatus (aster leafhopper)
Lineage: Eukaryota; Metazoa; Arthropoda; Insecta; Hemiptera; Cicadellidae
Product: zinc transporter ZIP1-like
Exons: 8
Coding region: 303-1391 (362 amino acids)
Biological process (GO): zinc ion transmembrane transport
Cellular component (GO): plasma membrane
Molecular function (GO): zinc ion transmembrane transporter activity
Source: RefSeq, a predicted model, not a curated record